CGACUGUCUUUUCCCUCGCCAGAGGAUGAAUAUCAACAUGAACUUCGCCGCAACACUCACCUCCCGUCUCGCCUCUCGGUCUUUCUCGUCGCGUAUGUCCGAAAGGAAGGCUGAGAGCGCUAGCAUCGCGUCGUCGCAAGCAUCGUGCACGUCCGGCUCGAGUUCCUCAGAGGGCUCUUCGUUGAGCCGCUCUCUGGAUUCCCCAUGCACAUCGGAGCCGGGUGAGCUACGCUCAAACGAGCAUCUUGCGGUCCUCCUGCACAGGAGCUUCUGGAAGCCUGACAGAGAGGCGCGUUACUGCGACAUCUUUAUGUGCCAGAAGAAGUUUACUAUGUGGGAGCGCAAGCAUCAUUGUCGCAAAUGCGGUGGCAUCGUCUGCGGCGACUGUUCCGCGCGCAUGACCAAGCUGCUUGAUACAACGAACCUUGAGUUCUCCUACCCCCCGCGCCACACGCCCAUUGAUACCUUUGAUUCGCCCACAUCGCCCGUCCUAGAGUAUCGCGUCUGCGACCAUUGUUGGGAUCAGAUUCAUGGUGUCCGCUCGCCGCGCUCCCCGAUCUCGCGCGCCUCCACACCCAUCGCAUUGCUGCAGGAAGCGCUGAAGGGCUUGGACUCGCCCAGGUCCUCCGCGUCCUCGUCGCUCCCCACUCCUCUUGAUGCGUCGCCUAUUCUGCGCCCGUCUCUUCAUCGCGCGCGCACCGCGUCGCCCCGCACCCCGUCUUCGCCCUUACGUUCGCCCGUGCAGUCCCCGCACUCGCUCACCAAUUCGGUCCACGUUGCGGACAAUGAAUUGAAGGAGGACCUCGGGGAGCUCGAAGCCUACCCGCUCCGCCAUGCGAGCGCGAUCUGUAAAGCCACUGGUGGCGGCCGCUGGGAGCCGAAGCCGCGUAUCAACCUAAUCGGCUACCGCCUGCCUGGCCAGAAGGCGCAGUACGAGAUCGACCUCGAACGCGAGGAGGAAGAGCGCAAGCGGCGCAAGCAGAAUCCCGUCAUUAUAGACGGAGAUUUCCAACUUCGGGUUCCGUGCGAGAUCGAGCCUCGCUCUCCUGCCGGCCCCAUCACCCUGUCCACGUUCUAG
This is a messenger RNA of Postia placenta MAD-698-R-SB12, 1078 nucleotides long. RefSeq lists its product as hypothetical. The transcript has 5 exons. The coding region runs from base 26 to 1078 and encodes 350 amino acids. Gene Ontology annotation, molecular function: metal ion binding. The record is from RefSeq and is a predicted model, not a curated record. NCBI's taxonomy places the organism in Eukaryota, Fungi, Basidiomycota, Agaricomycetes, Polyporales, Adustoporiaceae.